This is a messenger RNA of Staurois parvus, 489 nucleotides long. Lineage: Eukaryota; Metazoa; Chordata; Amphibia; Anura; Ranidae. The record is from the annotation of a GenBank genome assembly.
GAGGGGCGGCGGUGGACGUGGUAUACUUGGACAGAGGGGCGGCGGUGGACGUGGUAUACUUGGAGAGGGGCAGCGGUGGACGUGGUAUACUUGGACAGAGGGGCGGCGGUGGACGUGGUAUACUUGGACAGAGGGGCGGCGGUGGACGUGGUAUACUUGGACAGAGGGGGCGGCGGUGGACGGGUAUACUUGGACAGAGGGGCGGCGGUGGACGUGGUAUACAUGGACAGAGGGGCGGCGGUGGACGUGGUAUACUUGGACAGAGGGGCGGCGGUGGACGUGGUAUACUUGGACAGAGGGGCGGCGGUGGACGUGGUAUACUUGGACAGAGGGGCGGCGGUGGACGUGGUAUACUUGGAGAGGGGCAGCGGUGGACGUGGUAUACUUGGAGAGAGGGGCAGCGGUGGACGUGGUAUACUUGGAGAGGGGCAGCGGUGGACGUGGUAUACUUGGAGAGGGGCAGCGGUGGACGUGGUAUACUUGGAGAGG